Molecule: messenger RNA, 2176 nt
Organism: Erigeron canadensis
Lineage: Eukaryota; Viridiplantae; Streptophyta; Magnoliopsida; Asterales; Asteraceae
Product: putative WEB family protein At1g65010, chloroplastic
Exons: 3
Coding region: 1-1998 (665 amino acids)
Source: RefSeq, a predicted model, not a curated record
AUGUUACGUUCCAAAUCCAGAUCUGGGUAUUUGGAAUUUGGACACAAGAAACAUUCGUCAUUUUUGAUUCGAAGUAUUUCUGGAUCAAAGAUUUGUAGAGGUGAUGGUCUCACGUCACAAGUUGAUAAAGAAGCCGUUGUUUCUGUUGAUCGUAAAUCUAUUAGUUUAUCAGAGAAUCGAAUAGUGAAGGAGGCAAUGAUGCAAAAGCAAAUGAGUAAUUUAGAAGAGGAGUUGAAGAGCACAAAGCAUAGAUUAGAUGAAGUUGAAAACGAAAGAAACCGAAUGACUGCUGAGCUUAAAGAGGCUAAAGAGUUGGCUAAUGCCGGAUUGUCUGCUAAAAAGGCAGAAGAAGUGUUUUCCGAGCUCAAGGGUCUUAAAGAUUCACUAUUGAGUUCCAGAAAGGAGAUAGAGUCUAGAGAUAAGGAGAUCAGUUCAUUGAGUAGUCGGCUUGAAUCUGCAAAAGUGUUUGAGGCUAAAGUAGCCGAAAAGGAUGUGGAUUUAGAGAAGUUGAAAAAGAAGAUUCGAGAAUUGGAAAAUGAGGUUGAGAAAACGAAGCAAUCGGAAGAACAUAUGUUGGAUUCAUUGAUGCUUCAAACUAGACAAAUUGAGCAAACGAAAAUGGAUUUGGAGGAAUCAAAGCUUGAGGUUAUGACAUUGCAAGAGACGGUCGAGAACCUUCAAAGAGGUGGCAGAAACGGGCCAAGACAAGCAAUGGUAGCUCAAAAGGGUAAUGUUGAUACAUCACAGGAAACUAAAGCUCUAAAGGAUGAAAUCAAAAUGUUAAAAACCGAGCUGAAGUUAGCUACGGAAGCAGAGGAGAAAGCCAAGAAAGCCAUGGAUGAUUUAGCAUCGGCUUUAAGAGAAGUAGCAACAGAAUCCAGUACAGCUAAUGAAAAGCUGAGGCAAGCAGAAGAGCAAGUGACACAUUUGAAACAAGAAGUAGAUAGAUUAAAGGAAGAUCUCGAGUUACAGACAGAAACAUCUGAACGGUUAAGGGUGGAAGCCGAAGAAUCAGUUCUAGCAUGGACUUCAAAAGAAAUGGGAUUCAUUAGUUGCAUAAAGAAAGCUGAUGAAGAAAACGCUUCAUAUAAACACGAAAACAAUAAGUUAAGAGAAGCAUUACUAUCAGCUGAAACCACUGUAAGGAUUAAAAGAGAAGAAUCAGACAAAUUGCGGGACAUUCUCAAACAAGCUCUGAACGAAUCAAACGUUGCUAAAGAAGCUUCAAACAUAGCACGGGCUGAGAAUUCAGAACUCAAAGAUUUAUUAGCUGAAAAGGAAGAAUCUUUACAUUUUCUAACAAAAGAAAACGAACGGUUAAGGAUUAAUGAAGUUGCAGCUCGUGAAAACGUCAAGGAGUUCAAAAGAUUACUAGCUGCAAAAGAGCAAGCUAAUAAACUAUACGAUGAUAAAGACCAGACCGAUGUUUUUAACUCCCCGGUUGCAUCACUCUAUGAAGAGCAUAUAGACGGAAGAAUUACACCACAACAAGCAUUUAGUUUUGAUUUUGAUGAUUUAAAAGGCUUUAACAAAGAAGAAGAGUACUACCAUGUGCUUGAUGGAGAAGAUGAUAACGUUUCAGAAAUCGUUGUUAAUGAUGACCCUGAAAAGGCAGAAGCACUCAAAGGGUCGAUAUUUGAUACGACAGCGUCUCCAAAAUCAGAACCGCAUACACCAAAAGCAAACGCCCAGCACAGGAGAGCAGCAACGGGUUUUACUGAAUCAAGUGGGUCGGGCCAGUCUGAAGAAGUGGAGAGUUUUGUGCAUAGUAGUAGUUAUAGUCAUGAAGAUGGUGAUAAUAAGGGCUAUAUGUAUAGUCUGUACAGUAAAAAGAAAUUGUUUCGUAAGAUCGGAGAGCUUAUCAUUGGAAAAAAUAACAGCAAAAAAGACGGGUUACCGGAGCAUGGUGAAGAGCAGGUUAAAGAUCAAGGUAAAGAACACAUUAAAGAGCAAGGCAAAGAUCAAAGUAAAGAGCAAGGGAAAGAGCAGGCAAAUUGAUUGUUACUGUAGUAAGUUUAUAUACACUGAGAUUAUAGAUAUAUGAUUAUAAAUUUUUGUCAGAUGAUUCAUGCAGUUGGUUUGUAGUUAGUCUUUGUGACACAUCAUUGUGGCUGCCGGUCCUUUUUUGUUUGAUUGUACUACUCGAGUCUGUUGGAUUACUGAUCCUAAUUCGGCA